AUGAAGCUGACUACAGGCUUUCUAAAGGCCGUACGGCCAACCCUGAGAAAUCCUCUCAUACGGGCCCUGCAGCCUAUUCGCUGGGUGAGGUAUCAAGCGUUCGAGUCCGAUUUCGACCCCGAAGAGCUCGACAGGGCGAGGUCAUGGCACAAGACUUUUGAUGGCAGCCAGCUUCCCAGGGGUCAGACAACCUACGCACGCUCAAGCGGCCCGGGUGGACAGCACGUCAACAAGACUGAAAGCAAAGCCGUCACUGUGUGGCCUGUGAAAGAUCUUCUGCCGGUCCUGCCGAAACUGUUGCAUCGGAGCAUUAGAGAAUCCAAGUAUUACACGGCCAGGUCGGAUGCUCUGACGUUGCAGGCCCAGACGCACCGGCAUAGAGAGGCCAAUGUGGAAGAGAAUCACCAAAAGCUCAUUGACGAAGUCAAGAGGAUAUACCAGGAGGCCGUCCCCGGCGAGACGAGCCCGGAAAAGAAGAAGAAGCAUGCGGAAAUAGCAAAGUCAUUUAACGAGGGGCGACUCAAGCAGAAGAAGCAUCUGAGUUCCAAGAAGCAGAGCCGAAGGCCAUCGUUCGACUGA
Molecule: messenger RNA, 579 nt
Organism: Colletotrichum graminicola M1.001
Lineage: Eukaryota; Fungi; Ascomycota; Sordariomycetes; Glomerellales; Glomerellaceae
Product: peptidyl-tRNA hydrolase domain-containing protein
Exons: 3
Coding region: 1-579 (192 amino acids)
Biological process (GO): mitochondrial translational termination
Cellular component (GO): mitochondrial large ribosomal subunit
Molecular function (GO): translation release factor activity
Source: RefSeq, a predicted model, not a curated record